AUGAAGUCACUCCUCUUCAGCCGCUUCUUCAUCCUCCUGCCCUGGGUACUCAUCGUCAUCAUCAUGAUCGACGUGGAUCCCCGCCGGCCCGCGCCCCACCUAGGUCCGCACCCUCACUUCUCCCCUUACUCGGCCGGCCGCUGGGGCGCAGCUCAGCGCGCGGGCGCCCCGCGGCCCCCACUGCUCAUUCGGGACAGCAGCCCCGACGGCGGCCCCCAGCGGGGCGCAGAGCCUGCACGCAAUCGCUCACAGCCACCUCCGCCACCGACGCCGCUGCCCACCAUCUAUGCCAUCACCCCCACCUAUAGCCGCCCGGUACAGAAAGCGGAGCUCACGCGGCUGGCCAACACCUUCCGGCAGGUGGCGCAACUGCACUGGAUCCUGGUGGAGGACGCGGCCGGACGCAGCGAGUUGGUGAGCCGCUUCUUGGCCCGAGCGGGGCUUCCCAGCACCCACCUGCACGUGCCCACGCCUCGGCGCUACAAGCGGCCCGGCCUGCCCCGGGCGACGGAGCAGCGCAAUGCCGGCCUCGCAUGGCUGCGCCAGACGCACCAGCACGAGCCUCAGCGACCGCAGCCUGGCGUACUCUUCUUCGCCGACGAUGACAAUACUUACAGUCUGGAGCUGUUCCAGGAGAUGCGUACAACACGAAAGGUCUCUGUCUGGCCAGUGGGCCUCGUCGGUGGACGGCGUUAUGAACGCCCUUUGGUGGAAAAUGGAAAAGUCGUGGGCUGGUACACUGGCUGGAGAGCUGAUAGGCCAUUUGCCAUAGACAUGGCAGGGUUUGCUGUGAGCCUUCAAGUGAUUUUGUCCAAUCCAAAAGCUGUAUUUAAGCGCCGUGGGUCCCAGCCAGGGAUGCAAGAAUCUGAUUUUCUAAAACAGAUAACAACAGUUGAGGAACUGGAACCAAAAGCAAACAACUGCACCAAGGUUCUGGUAUGGCACACUAGAACAGAAAAGGUCAACCUAGCUAAUGAGCCAAAGUACCACCUGGACACUGUUAAAAUCGAGGUCUAA
Gracilinanus agilis (Agile Gracile Mouse Opossum) is the source of this 1017-nucleotide messenger RNA. It is a transcript of the gene B3GAT2, whose product is annotated as beta-1,3-glucuronyltransferase 2. The coding region runs from base 1 to 1017 and encodes 338 amino acids. The record is from RefSeq and is a predicted model, not a curated record. NCBI's taxonomy places the organism in Eukaryota, Metazoa, Chordata, Mammalia, Didelphimorphia, Didelphidae. Gene Ontology annotation, molecular function: galactosylgalactosylxylosylprotein 3-beta-glucuronosyltransferase activity. The transcript has 4 exons. Gene Ontology annotation, cellular component: Golgi membrane. Gene Ontology annotation, biological process: carbohydrate metabolic process; chondroitin sulfate proteoglycan biosynthetic process.